CACAGCAAUGGAGUCGUGGAUCCUGCUCGGGCUGUCGUCGCUGCUGGUAUGCCUUUGCGAAGUUCACCGCUGUCAAGCCUACGUUCCACCUAAUAUGGGCGACACCCAAGCAUUCGCCUACUACGACCACGACGAGAUGACUGCAUUCCUGAAGAGUACCAGCGAACGCUAUCCAGAUUUCACCAAGCUCUACACAAUCGGAAAGUCUGUCGAAGGACGUGACUUGUGGGUUCUGCUGGUGACCAGGGACCCGGAUAAUGAAAUACUUCUCAAGCCCAACGUCAAAUACGUUGCCAAUAUGCACGGCGAUGAGACCGUCGGCCGCCAGCUGAUGGUAUACUUGAUCUCGCACCUGCUGACUCAAUACAAUGUGGACCCGCACGUACGCCACCUGGUGGACAAUACGCGUAUCCACAUCAUGCCCAGCAUGAACCCCGAUGGCUACGCUGCCGCCAAGGAAGGCUACUGCUACGGCUCCACGGGAAGGGAGAACGCUCGUGGCGUGGACCUGAACCGCAACUUUCCGAACCGGUUCAACACUGUCAAACAGGAGGAGCAGCCUGAAACCGCGGCAGUGCGAGCGUGGUCGCACGAGAUCCCCUUUGUGCUCGCUGCCAAUCUGCACGGUGGCGUCUUAGUGGCCAGCUACCCCUACGACCACGCUCGCUUCCAUGCGGAAGGUUUCGUGAUGGAACGCCAGGACUCGCUGACGUACGACGACGACGUUUUCCGGCACCUCGCAAGCGUCUACUCGUUCAACCAUGCCCGCAUGCACCUGGGCGAGCCUUGCUCCAUCAAUGACUUGGGGUUCGAGAAUGGUACAACUAACGGCGCCGCCAUGUACGCCUUCCAAGGAAGCAUGGCUGACUACAACUACAUCCACGAAGGCUGUCUGGAUGUGACGCUGGAGCUUUCAUGCUGCAAGUUCCCGAACAGCAGCGAGUUGCCGCGCAUGUGGGAGGAGAACAAGAUGCCCCUUAUCGCUUACUUAGGCGAAGUUCAUAAAGGCGUACGUGGCAUCGUAAUGGAUGAAGAAGGCCGUCCCGUCGCCAGAGCAACUGUGCGCACGACGGGACUCAGAAGUACAUUCAUGACAUCGCCCAGAGGCGAAUACUGGAAGAUACUCAGACCCGGCAGCUACACACUAACGGUCACUGUGCCUGGGUUUCGAAAAUUCAGACACUACAUCCGUGUUCCUGAGGACGGGAUGAUCAUCGUGAAUGUGACGCUCAAGGCACUGCCCAAGGAACACGCAAUUUGAAGGAAAGCUUGGAGAGAGAAAAGGCAACAUCAAAACUGUUAAAUAAAAAAAAGAUUGUUCAGUAGGAAACAAGUUUGCGGGAACAAGGUUUCCAGAAUGGUCAACUUCAGAACGAGGUCGAUUCGUUAGCACCGCUCAAAGGAACAGUAUCGUACACAAUUUGAGAAAGGUGGCAGUGUUACUUCUAAAAUAGCUUGUUUUGCGUCACUCUUACCUAAAGAAAUUAUAAUGCCGUUUCCCUCGUAAAGCGCAGUGGCCGCAUGUCUAUGAGGGCGAAAUGCAAAAAAAAAAACACUUGAUCGUACACCUGCCUUGGGCCUACCUAAAAGAAAAAUCCUACCUAGUCAGCUUUAUUCCAGGGCCCACCAGUACGUCGU
Messenger RNA from Dermacentor albipictus, 1638 nucleotides. RefSeq names its product carboxypeptidase M-like. The record is from RefSeq and is a predicted model, not a curated record. Lineage: Eukaryota; Metazoa; Arthropoda; Arachnida; Ixodida; Ixodidae. Gene Ontology annotation, biological process: protein processing; peptide metabolic process. Gene Ontology annotation, molecular function: metallocarboxypeptidase activity; zinc ion binding.